This is a messenger RNA of Pediculus humanus corporis (human body louse), 2391 nucleotides long. Its product is annotated as molybdopterin cofactor sulfurase, putative. Gene Ontology annotation, biological process: Mo-molybdopterin cofactor biosynthetic process. Gene Ontology annotation, molecular function: molybdenum cofactor sulfurtransferase activity; molybdenum ion binding; pyridoxal phosphate binding. Lineage: Eukaryota; Metazoa; Arthropoda; Insecta; Psocodea; Pediculidae. The record is from RefSeq and is a predicted model, not a curated record. Bases 1 to 2391 code for a protein of 796 amino acids. The transcript has 10 exons.
AUGAUGGAGAGGGUGUACGACGACAAAAUCAUAACUAAAAUAUAUCAAGAAUUUCCCAAUACGAAAGAUGUCUGUUAUUUGGAUCACGCGGGUGCCACUUUAUACUCUGAAAAACAAAUAAAAAAUCAUUUAAACGAUUUGUUAUCGAAUGUUUAUGGUAAUCCGCAUUCGUUGAAUCACAGCAGUAAGCAAAGUUUGGAUUUGAUCGAUCAAGUUAGACAAAGGAUUCUUAAAUUUUUUCACGCGACACCCGAUGAAUACAGUUUGAUAUUUACCUCGAGUGCGACGUCAGCCAUUAAAUUACUUUUCGAAAAUUUUAACUGGAAUUCAAAUUUCGAAGAUGAAGAAUUUUACCACGACACAGAAUCGGAUUUCUUUCAAAACUCAUCGCAGUCGACGCCGACAGCACAAAGUGCGUUUGUAUACACUCAAAGCAAUCACACGUCCGUGGUGGGCGGUCGAGAACUCGCACAAGAAAAAAACAUACCAUUUUAUUGUUUGGGCUACGAAGAAGCAAACACUCUAAUGUCCGACCAUAAUCACGUUCCUACGAACGAAACUUAUCCGACGUGCAAUUCCAUAUUUGCUUAUCCUGCACAAUGUAAUUAUUCUGGGAAAAAAUAUCCGUUGGAGUGGAUAAAAAAAGUUCACACAGGAAUCCUGGACUCGUAUGGAAAUUCAAAUAGAAAAAGACAUUCGAAAUGGUUUUGUCUCCUAGAUGCGGCUUCGUAUUGUUCCACAAGCGAUCUCGACCUUUCUCAAGUUCAUCCAGACUUCGUAUGUAUCUCGUUUUAUAAAAUAUUUGGUUAUCCUACAGGUCUAGGAGCUCUAUUAGUGAGAAAUCAAAGCAGUUACGUAUUGAAAAAGAAAUAUUUCGGAGGAGGAACUGUUGAAAUUGCAUUACCCUUUCAAAAUUAUCAUAAGAAACGGAAAACUCUUCACGAAAGGUUCGAAGACGGUACAAUACCAUUUUUAACCAUCAUUUCAUUAGAACACGGUCUCAAUACGUUAAAUCGUUUAAAUUUGAACAUGAAAUUGAUAUCGAAUCACGUGUUUGAAUUGGCGAGAUUAACCGUUAAAAAAUUAAAAUCCUUAAUUCAUUGGAACGGGACUCCAGCAGUAGAAAUUUAUGCUGAUACGAAUUAUGAUGACGUCAGAACUCAGGGAGGCAUCGUAAAUUUCAAUUUGAAAAGAGCCAAUCAUCAAUAUAUAGGUUUCGUAGAGGUAUUGCACAUGGCGAAUCUGAGAAAAAUAUACAUAAGAACAGGUUGCUUUUGCAAUCUCGGAGCUUGUCAAAAACACUUAAACCUGAGCGAUGCCGAUUUGAAACUAUACUAUCAAGCCGGACACGUUUGCGGGGAUGCAAAAGAUCUCAUUGAUGGUAAACCCACGGGAUCCAUAAGGGUAUCUUUCGGGUACAUGUCAACCGAAAACGACGUCAACAAACUCGUCAACAUGAUAAAGGAAACGUUUGUCGAAUUAACGCCACAGAUAAUGCCCUACAAAAGAAAAAUCACGAGUAACGGAUCUGGGAAAUACCUAUCGAAAAUAUUACUCUUCCCGAUAAAAUCAUGCGGAGCCAUGGAAGUAACUUCGUGGAAAUUAAAUUCGAAAGGAUUGGAAUACGAUCGAGAAUGGAUGGUUACGACAACCAGCGGUGUUUGUUUGACGCAGAAACAAGAACCAAAACUUUGCAUGAUUUGUCCAAAUAUCAACCUGAAAAAUCAAACGUUAACUUUAACUUUUGAUAAAAAAGAUGCCAUAACGUUUCCCAUCGAUUUUGAUGAUAAUAAUAAUAAUCAAUACGGUUUAUGCGAGAGUAAAGUUUGCAAUAAUUUUAUCCAGGCAUACGAUUGCGGAGAAAACGUUUCCCAAUGGUUGUCGGCACAUUUAAAUAUCGAAGGCCUAAGAUUAGUCAAACAAUCCAAAAACGACAACAGAUCAUCUAAAAAAAGUAAAAAUGUUAAAAAUGAAAAUUCCGUUAAAUUAUCACUAACGAAUCAAGCACAAUUUUUAAUGAUAAAUAACGAAAGCGUGAGGUGGUUACACGAAAUUAUAAAUCAAGAUGGCGAUUUAGAUUUUAACAACGUUUCCAAUAGAUUCCGUGGUAAUUUUUACAUCGAGGGAGGAGUCGAAUUUUCCGAAAACAAUUGGAAAACCGUAUCCAUCGGAAGUGUUAAAUUUAAAGUUGAAGGACCUUGCGGAAGGUGUCAAAUGAUUUGCAUUGAUCAAAAAACGGGUGAAAAAAACCGGAAACCGUUAGUCGCAUUAUCCAGAGCUUUAAGUGGUAAACUUCAAUUUGGUAUUUACUUGAGUCAACAAAUACAACCGGAAAUCAAAAAAGAGGAAAUCGUUAUAAAUGUGGGUGACGUAAUAGAAAUCACCGAAUGA